AUGAUCGUGUUGCUCUCUCUGGCGUUCCUCAUGCCGGCCUUCUACUACAUCCCCAAAGCUUCUGUGGCGGCUGUGAUCAUCUGUGUGGUGGCUCCCAUGGUGCAUUACGGUGUUAUCGGAGGAGUGGCUUUAUCUGGAGUCCUGCUGCUGUACAACACGGCCAGACCCCAGAUAAAGGCAAAUUUCACAGAGAGGUUUUGCAGCAUCUACUGGAUUUCCACUCACUCUCUCAAGCAAGGCAUGGACUGCAUCAGUAAUAAUGGGGUCGCCCGCUGCGCUGACCCCUGUGAGCUCUACACUGAGCUGCACAAUGACUGGCGGUCGACAGAUAACAAAAUGAAUCUGAACCCACGCUGUGACAGAGAUGUUAACUGGCAAGGCUGGUAUCGUCUGUUCCUGAAUCAAACCAGUGCCCACGUUCCUGAGAGUUCACACACCAUCAACGUCAAACUCUGCAACGGAAACUACUACGUCUACAAACUGGUGAAGCCGAUGUCAUGCGCUCUUGCCUAUUGUGCAGAGGUGAACAGAACAGAUGUUGUAGUUCCUUUGACCACUCCUGGUCCAGGACAGCAAGGCACCCCUCAAACAGCAGCAGUGCACCACACUACAGAUUCAACAACCACAUCUGAUCCAGGAUAUCAGACCUUCACCUCUGCUGCACCCACAUCUGACACCUCUGGAACAAUAGCAGCAGUGCCCCACACCACAGUAUUACAGGCCACACUUUCUUCCCCCUAUGCAACGCUCACAUCUGGCACUCCUGGAACAUCACCAGUGGAAAACAGCACAGGAGUGGAGGGACAGGUCCGCCUGGCCAAUGGAGGAAACAGCUCCUGCUCUGGCAGAGUAGAGAUCUUCCUCCGUGGACAGUGGGGGACGGUGUGUGAUGACCACUGGGACCUGGUUGAUGCUCAGGUGGUGUGCAGACAGCUGGGUUGUGGCAGGGUCCUGUCAGCACCACAAAGUGCACGGUUUGGACAGGGCAGUGGACCCAUCUGGUUGGACGAUGUUGUUUGCUCCGGCAGCGAAUCAACGCUGACCGAGUGCCGGCACCGUGGGAUUGGAUCUCACAACUGUCAACACAGUGAGGAUGCUGGUGUCGUCUGUGAAGCUGCUUCACCAGUGAGGCUGGUCAACUCUGACAACCGCUGCUCUGGCAGAGUGGAGAUCUACCAUGCUGGACAGUGGGGGACAGUGUGUGACGAUUCCUGGGACCUGAAUGAUGCCAAUGUUGUUUGCAGACAGCUGGGCUGUGGCAGGGCUCGUUCAGCACUGCAAAAUGCUGCUUUUGGACCGGGCAGUGGACCCAUCUGGUUGGACGACGUCAUUUGUUCAGGAAGGGAGCCAUCGAUAACAGACUGCAGACAUCAAGGGUUCGGGGUCCACAACUGUGGACAUAAUGAAGAUGCCAGCAUCAUCUGUUACAUUCAACCAGGACCAAACUCCACAGUUUCACCAACCACAGCUGAUCCAGGAUCUCAGACUUUCACCUCUGCUUCACUCACAUCUGGCACCCCUGGAACAACAGCAGUGGACAACACCACAGGAGUCGAGGGACAGGUCCGCCUGGCCAAUGGAGGAAACAGCUCCUGCUCUGGCAGAGUAGAGAUCUUCCUCCGUGGACAGUGGGGGACGGUGUGUGAUGACCACUGGGACCUGGUUGAUGCUCAGGUGGUGUGCAGACAGCUGGGUUGUGGCAGGGUCCUGUCAGCACCACAAAGUGCACGGUAUGGACAGGGCAGUGGACCCAUCUGGUUGGACGAUGUUGUUUGCUCCGGCAGCGAAUCAAAGCUGACCGAGUGCCGGCACCGUGGGAUUGGAUCUCACGAUUGUGGUCACAGUGAGGAUGCUGGUGUCGUCUGUGAAGCUGUUUCACCAGUGAGGCUGGUCAACUCUGACAACCGCUGCUCUGGCAGAGUGGAGAUCUACCAUGCUGGACAGUGGGGGACAGUGUGUGACGAUUCCUGGGAUCUGAAUGAUGCCAAUGUGGUGUGCAGACAGCUGGGCUGUGGCAGGGCUCGUUCAGCACUGCAAAAUGCUACUUUUGGACCGGGCAGUGGACCCAUCUGGUUGGACGACGUCAUUUGUUCAGGAAGGGAGCCAUCGAUAACAGACUGCAGACAUCCAGGGUUCGGGGUCCACAACUGUGGACAUAAUGAAGAUGCCAGCAUCAUCUGUUACAUUCAACCAGGACCAAACUCCACAGUUUCACCAACCACAGCUGAUCCAGGAUCUCAGACUUUCACCUCUGCUUCACUCACAUCUGGCACCCCUGGAACAACAGCAGUGGACAACACCACAGGAAUCGAGGGACAGGUCCGCCUGGCCAAUGGAGGAAACAGCUCCUGCUCUGGCAGAGUAGAGAUCUUCCUCCGUGGACAGUGGGGGACGGUGUGUGAUGACCACUGGGACCUGGUUGAUGCUCAGGUGGUGUGCAGACAGCUGGGUUGUGGCAGGGUCCUGUCAGCACCACAAAGUGCACGGUUUGGACAGGGCAGUGGACCCAUCUGGUUGGACGAUGUUGUUUGCUCCGGCAGCGAAUCAAAGCUGACCGAGUGCCGGCACCGUGGGAUUGGAACUCACGAUUGUGGUCACAGUGAGGAUGCUGGUGUCGUCUGUGAAGCUGUUUCACCAGUGAGGCUGGUCAACUCUGACAACCGCUGCUCUGGCAGAGUGGAGAUCUACCAUGCUGGACAGUGGGGGACAGUGUGUGACGAUUCCUGGGACCUGAACGAUGCCAAUGUGGUGUGCAGACAGCUGGGCUGUGGCAGGGCUCGUUCAGCACUGCAAAAUGCUGCUUUUGGACAGGGCAGUGGACCCAUCUGGUUGGACGACGUCAUUUGUUCCGGAAGGGAGCCAUCGAUAACAGACUGCAGACAUCAAGGGUUCGGGGUCCACAACUGUGGACAUAAUGAAGAUGCCAGCAUCAUCUGUGACAUUCAACCAGGACCAAACUCCACAGUUUCACCAACCACAGCUGAUCCAGGAUCUCAGACUUUCACCACUGCUUCGCUCACAUCUGGCACCCCUGGAACAACAGCAGUGGACAACACCACAGGAGUCGAGGGACAGGUCCGCCUGGCCAAUGGAGGAAACAGCUCCUGCUCUGGCAGAGUAGAGAUCUUCCUCCGUGGACAGUGGGGGACGGUGUGUGAUGACCACUGGGACCUGGUUGAUGCUCAGGUGGUGUGCAGACAGCUGGGUUGUGGCAGGGUCCUGUCAGCACCACAAAGUGCACGGUUUGGACAGGGCAGUGGACCCAUCUGGUUGGACGAUGUUGUUUGCUCCGGCAGCGAAUCAAAGCUGACCGAGUGCCGGCACCGUGGGAUUGGAUCUCACGAUUGUGGUCACAGUGAGGAUGCUGGUGUCGUCUGUGAAGCUGUUUCACCAGUGAGGCUGGUCAACUCUGACAACCGCUGCUCUGGCAGAGUGGAGAUCUACCAUGCUGGACAGUGGGGGACAGUGUGUGACGAUUCCUGGGACCUGAACGAUGCCAAUGUGGUGUGCAGACAGCUGGGCUGUGGCAGGGCUCGUUCAGCAAUGCAAAAUGCUGCUUUUGGACCGGGCAGUGGACCCAUCUGGUUGGACGACGUCAUUUGUUCAGGAAGGGAGCCAUCGAUAACAGACUGCAGACAUCCAGGGUUCGGGGUCCACAACUGUGGACAUAAUGAAGAUGCCAGCAUCAUCUGUGACAGAUCUCAGACCUUCACCUCUGCUUCGCUCACAUCUGGCACCCCUGGAACAACAACAGUGGUCAACAGCACAGGAGUCGAGGGACAGGUCCGCCUGGCCAAUGGAGGAAACAGCUCCUGCUCUGGCAGAGUAGAGAUCUUCCUCCGUGGACAAUGGGGGACGGUGUGUGAUGACCACUGGGACCUGGUUGAUGCUCAGGUGGUGUGCAGACAGCUGGGUUGUGGCAGGGUCCUGUCAGCACCACAAAGUGCACGGUAUGGACAGGGCAGUGGACCCAUCUGGUUGGACGAUGUUGUUUGCUCCGGCAGCGAAUCAAAGCUGACCGAGUGCCGGCACCGUGGGAUUGGAUCUCACAACUGUGGUCACAGUGAGGAUAGUGGCGUCCUCUGUGAAGCUGCUUCACCAGUGAGGCUGGUCAACUCUGACAACCGCUGCUCUGGCAGAGUGGAGAUCUACCAUGCUGGACAGUGGGGGACAGUGUGUGACGAUUCCUGGGACCUGAACGAUGCCAAUGUGGUGUGCAGACAGCUGGGCUGUGGCAGGGCUCGUUCAGCACUGCAAAAUGCUACUUUUGGACCGGGCAUUGGACCCAUCUGGUUGGACGACGUCAUUUGUUCAGGAAGGGAGCCAUCGAUAACAGACUGCAGACAUCCAGGGUUCGGGGUCCACAACUGUGGACAUAAUGAAGAUGCAAGCGUUCUCUGUGAAUUCCAGCGCCCUCCACUCCAGCAUCCUCAGCUCAUCUGUGGACAUGAUAAAAUCCAAAUAGGGCUAAAUAUGGCUGCCAUAACUUCCAUGGGUUUGAACCCACUCUCCGGAAACCUGGCAGUUCGCAACUGCUCCUGGGUCAGAAUGCAUAAUGAUGUAGUUUGGUACGAGGUGGACGCUCAGGCAGGUGCAUGUGGAAACACACUGACGACCAACCGUACACACGCCAUCUACUCCAACAGUUUAUAUCUCUACCGAGGAAAUGUGUCCUUCUCACGUCCUGUGAGUCUUCCCUUCUCCUGUGCGUAUCCCCUCGACACAGACACCAGCAUGAAUGUGGCAAUCAGACCCGUGCUGCCAACUGCAGUUGGCCUCUCAGGCUUAGGUAGCAAAGCUCGAGCCUCCAUGUCUCUGUUCCGCACCUCCAGCUUCACUCAGCCUUAUCCAUCUGGCUUGAUCACGCUCCCUGUGGGCUCACCUCUGCAUGUGGGCGUCUCUGUAUUAGUCAGAGACCCAAGCUUUGUAGUUGUCCUGGAGAACUGCUACGCCUCUGACUCAUCAAACUCCAAUGAUACUGCACGAUACUUUUUCAUCCAGAACAAGUGCCCCACUGACCGACAACAAGUGGCAGUGAUCGAGAGCGGCUCAUCCCGACAGGCUCGUUUCUCCGCCCUGUUUUUCCUGAUCAAUAGUGAAAACAGUGACAUUUACCUCCACUGCAGCCUCAGCCUGUGUGACCAGAGGAGCUCCCGCUGUGCCCCAUCUUGCAGAAGAAGGACAUCUCGCUCUGUUUCCAGCUCUGCUACUCUGAAGCCCCUCACCAUUGGACCAAUCUCUUGGUACAAGUCACCUGAGUGAGCUGGUAACAUAUAGUAA
Messenger RNA from Pleuronectes platessa (European plaice), 5280 nucleotides. RefSeq names its product deleted in malignant brain tumors 1 protein. The record is from RefSeq and is a predicted model, not a curated record. The transcript is spliced from 22 exons. Lineage: Eukaryota; Metazoa; Chordata; Actinopteri; Pleuronectiformes; Pleuronectidae. Gene Ontology annotation, cellular component: membrane. The coding region runs from base 1 to 5262 and encodes 1753 amino acids.